Molecule: messenger RNA, 534 nt
Organism: Chrysochloris asiatica (Cape golden mole)
Lineage: Eukaryota; Metazoa; Chordata; Mammalia; Afrosoricida; Chrysochloridae
Gene: EPGN
Product: epithelial mitogen
Exons: 5
Coding region: 51-512 (153 amino acids)
Biological process (GO): positive regulation of cell population proliferation; epidermal growth factor receptor signaling pathway; positive regulation of mitotic nuclear division
Source: RefSeq, a predicted model, not a curated record
CCAUCAUUCUAGAAGGAUAGGAGAAAGACACUAUUAAGCAACUGCAGGAAAUGGCUUUCGGAGUCCCAAUAUCUGUCUACCUUUUGUUCAAUGCAAUGGCAGCAUUUACUGAAGAGGCAGCCAUCACUGUAAUGCCACCUGUCACAACCCAGCAAAGUAACUGGACAGUUAACGAAACAGAAGUUGACUAUGUAGAAGGACCCAUAGCCUUGAAGUUCUCACCUCCUUGCCUAGAAGACCACAAUAGUUAUUGCAUCAAUGGUGUUUGUGCAUUCCAUCAUGAGUUGGAAAAAGCUAUCUGCAGGUGUUUAACUGGUUAUACUGGAGAAAGGUGUGAGCACUUGACUUUAACUUCAUAUGCUGUGGAUUCUCAUGAAAAAUAUAUUGCAAUUGGAAUUGGCGUUGGGUUAAUAUUAAGUAGCUUUCUCGCGAUUUUGUAUUACUACACAAGAAAGAGGUGUCUAAAAUUGAAAUUGCCUUAUAAUGUCUGUUCCGGAGGGAGACCGCUGUGAAGCUUUUGUAAGAAAAUUUCCA